This is a messenger RNA of Lactuca sativa (garden lettuce), 888 nucleotides long. Lineage: Eukaryota; Viridiplantae; Streptophyta; Magnoliopsida; Asterales; Asteraceae. The record is from RefSeq and is a predicted model, not a curated record.
AUGACUGAUCUCGGCCCGCUAUCUUACUUCCUUGGGAUUGCUGUCACACACACCAAGAGCACCAUGUUCUUAUUUCAACGCAAAUACGUUGAAGAAAUCCUCAAACGUGCCAACAUGGAAGCAUGCAAACUGGUCACCACUCCCGUUGACACUAAUUCCAAACUCAGUCUUCAUGACGGUGAUCUUGUGGCUGAUCCAUCUCUAUAUCGGAGUCUUGCAGGAGCUCUCCAAUACCUUACAUUCACAAGUCCAGACAUAGCAUACGCCGUGCAACAGAUCUGCCUCUUUAUGCACGCUCCAAAAAUCAGUCACUUUAAUGCUUUAAAACGGAUUAUACGGUACAUCAAAGGCACCCUAGAUCAUGGUCUUACGUUAUUAUCCUCACCAUCCACUCAGCUAGUGUCCUAUACUAAUGUUGAUUGGGGUGGUUGCCCGGACACCCACCGCUCUACAUCCAGAUAUUGCGUUUUUCUAGGUGACAAUCUCAUCACAUGGUCUGCCAAGUGUCAAGCCACUCUUUCAAGGUCCAGUGUUGAAGCCGAAUACUGUGGUGUUGCAAAUGUAGUUGCUGAAGCCUGUUGGCUUCGCAACCUUCUUCUCAAGUUACAUGCACCCACGAAAUGUGCCACGAUCGUCUAUUGUGACAAUGUCUCUGCUGUCUAUUUAUCCAGUAAUUAUGUGCAACACCAACGUACCAAACACAUUGAAAUGGAUAUACACUUUAUCUGUGAAAAGGUCGCUAUUGGUCAAAUACGAGUUCGUAAUAUUCCAUCUACUUAUCAAUAUGCUGACAUAUUCAUUAAAGGCCUUCCGCGACAGCUAUUUCUUGAUUUUAGAGACAGUCUCAGCAUACGUCUUCCUCCCGCUAAGACUGAGGGGGGCUCUUAG